AUGGGGAUCCGAAAGAAGACCACGAACAAGAAUCCCCCUGUGAUGAGCCAUGAGUUUGUGAUCCAGAACCAUGCAGACAUCGUGUCGUGUGUGGCCAUGGUGUUUCUGCUGGGGCUGAUGUUUGAGAUCACAUCAAAGUUUGCAGUGUGCUUCAUAACCAUCCAGCACAAUGUCACCAUAACAACAAAUGAGGGCCCCGAUCAGACGACUAUCAAUCAUUUUCAACACGGUAUCAAAGAUUUGGCCACCAUCUUCUUCUAUAUGCUGGUUGCUAUCAUCAUGCAUGCCAUCAUUCAGGAGUACGUGUUGGAUAAAAUAAACAAGAAGAAGCAUUUCUCCAAAACGAAGCACAGCAAGUUCAACGAGUCUGGACAGCUCAGCGCCUUCUAUCUGUUUUCGUUCAGCUGGGGAGCGAGCAUCCUUGCGUCUGAAAACUUCUUGUCUAACCCAGUCAGCCUGUGGGAAGAUUAUCCCCACAUUCUGAUGCCGUUUCAGUUGAAGUUCUUCUACAUUUGUCAGUUGGGCUACUGGUUACAUUCUCUUCCUGAACUCUACUUUCAAAAGACAAAGAAGGAGGAUAUUCCACGUCAACUUGCCUACAUCCUCCUCUACCUGGUCCAUAUUGCAGGCGCAUACGUUUUGAACUUGAAUCGCCUGGGAUUGGUUUUACUGGUCUUGCAUUACUUUGUCGAACUGCUUUUCCACAUUUCUCGCCUUAUCUACUUCAGCAAUGAGAACCGACAAUUUGGGUUCACCAUGUGGGCAGUCUUGUUUGUCCUUGGACGCCUGCUCACGCUAUCCCUGUCUGUUCUCACGGUUGGAUUCGGCCUUGCCAACGCUGAGAACCAAGGCUUUGACUGGCCUGCAGGAAACUUCAAUAUACUCUUUACUAGGAUCACUGUGCUCGCUGCCAUCUGCUUUACCCAGGCCUUUAUGAUGUUGAAGUUUAUCAAAUUUCAACUGCGCCGGUGGAGAGAGCACGCUGAAGCCCAGAGUCUCAAGAAGAAGCAGGUUAUCAACAAGGGAAAAUCAAAGAAGGAAAAGGCUAAUGGAGUUAAUGGACGACGACAGACACCAAAGUAUUUCAGUCAGGGAGAAACCAAGGCGCUGAUAUGCAUUGAGAAUGAGUGGAGACCCAGUCCCAAGAGGAGCAACGAGAAGCGCAACCGCGAGCAUGAGAACAAGUACAUUGAGGAGCUUGCCGAGCUGAUUUUUGCCAAUUUCAACGACAUUGACAACUUUAACGUCAAACCCGACAAAUGUGCAAUUCUGAAGGAAACUGUGAAGCAGAUCCGACAAAUAAAGGAGCAGGAGAAAGCGAUUGCAGCAAAUGAGGAGGAGGUCCAGAAAGCUGACGUCUCGUCAACAGGCCAAAGUGUGAUUGACAAAGAUGCCCUGGGACCAAUGAUGCUGGAGGCUCUGGAUGGCUUCUUCUUUGUUGUCAACAUGGAGGGGAACAUUGUGUUUGUGUCAGAGAACGUCACGCAGUAUUUGCGCUACAACCAGGAAGAGCUGAUGAACACCAGCGUCUACAGCGUGCUUCACGUCGGGGACCACGCAGAGUUCAUCAAGAACCUUCUGCCCAAAUCUCUAGUGAACGGUGUCCCAUGGUCCAGCGAUGGUCCAAGAAGAAACAGCCAUACAUUCAACUGUCGGAUGCUGGUGAACCCUCACAGCGAGAGUCAGGACGAGGCGCACGAGCACGAGUCGCAGCAGCAGAAAUAUGAGACCAUGCAGUGCUUCGCCGUCUCCGAGCCCAAAUCCAUCAAGGAGGAGGGAGAUGACUUCCAGUCGUGCCUGAUCUGUGUAGCUCGCAGGGUGCCAAUGAAGGAAAGGCCCAUGCCCACACAUGAGAGCUUUACCACUCGCCAGGACCUGCAAGGGAAGAUAACCUCCUUGGAUACCAGUCAGUUACGAGCGUCCAUGAAGCCAGGUUGGGAGGAUCUUGUGAGGCGUUGCAUUCAGAGGUUCCAUUUGCAAAAUGAUGGAGAGAUGUCCUUUGCCAAGAGACACCAGCAAGAAGUGCUUCGUCAUGGCCAAGCUUUUAGCCCAAUUUAUAGGUUCUCUCUGUCUGAUGGUACUAUUGUUUCGGCCCAUACCAAGAGCAGGCUGGUUCGCUCACCUGCAACUAAUGAACCUCAGCUCUACAGGUCUCUGCACAUUCUCCAGAGGGAACAAGCCGUUUGUGGAAUGGGACAGGAUAUGGGUCCUGGUAAUCAGGCCACUGGAAUGGCUCCUAAACCAAUGAACUCAUCUACUCCCUGCAUGACUCCUCCAACCCCGGGCAGUCUACCUGGCUUGGGGCCUCAGGGCCAAGACACUACCAUUAGCAGUAAUGGCACGCCUUUCUCCCCUCCUGGCCCUGCCGGACCAAGAGAACCAGCCGCCAUGGGGGGGCACAUGCAGGGUUACCGCUUUGGCUGUCCCCCACCACACAACCACACGGGGGGCAUGCAAGUACCUCAGCAGGGCACUAACUGGAGGAUGAAUAGCCCAUCGCGGGCUAGUCCCAGCCCAGCUGGAGGACCUCACCCUCCACAACAGAACUCAAUGCUAUCACCCAGGCACCGGGGCAGUCCUGGGGGUGCUGGCAGCCCGCGUGUUGCUGGAGGCAUGCACUCACCUUCUCCUGUUGGCAUGUGUGCUGGAGGGCCUUGUAGUACUAGUAGUAGUAGCACCACUAGCAGCUACACAAGCAGCUCACUGUCAGCCCUGCAGGCCCUCAGUGAGUGCCACGGCGUGGGUCACGGGACACUGGGUUCGCCAGACCGAAAGAUAAGCUCACCAGCAGGGGUCACAACUGGGCCAGGAGCAAACGCUCAUCUGAUGCCUAAAAUGGCAGGAGGAGGUACGCCCACAGGAGCUGGGGACUCAUUUGGUGUUUAUGGUGAGGCUGGUACAGGGCACUCGGAGAGUGGCCUAACGGACCCUAAGGAGGAGCGAGACCUUUCUUCUGACAGCCAUGACGCUCACAGCCGGCUCCUCGACAACAAGGCCCACACCAAGCUUCUACAACUUUUGACCACAAAGCCCGAGCCUCUAGAGACGCCUCUGUCUCCAGGGGAGGGCAAAGACCCAUCAGGGAUGAGGGGGGUACACACAGGGGGAAACACUCAUGCCACAUCGCUCAAAGAAAAGCAUAAGAUUCUCCACCAACUUCUGCAGAACAGCACCUCUCCUGUAGACCUGGCCAAACUUACGGCAGAGGCCACAGGUAAAGAGCUCGGUCCGGACCAACCACAGGGCAGUGCGGCAGCGGCAGGAGAACUUACACCCAAACAAGAGCCCCUGAGCCCAAAGAAGAAGGACAAUGCCCUCCUCCGCUACCUGCUGGACAAGGACGACACAGUCCAGAAGGAUAAAAUCCCUAAACUGGAGCCUGGGGAGGUGAAGGUCGAAGGAGGAAAACACCCUCUAGUCAAAGCAGAGAAACAAGACACAGGAUACGACAGAGCUGAACAGCCGUCAGAACUAGACGACAUCCUGAACGACCUGCAGAAUGCUCCGCCUCACUUUGAACAGCGGCCAGUGUCAUUGCCCAGUCCAAUGGAAAAACAGAACAUCAUCAACGACAUCCUGCAGAUGUCUGAAGCCAACCCCUCUCUGGUGGCACAGCAGCACAGAGCCUUGGGGCCAGGCCUGGGUCCAGCCAACUUUGGAGGUAUGAGACCAAACCAACCCGGCCGAGGCCUCCCCGUCAGAAGUAUGUCUUUGGACAUGAAUGCGUCACCACAGCAGCCAUCAUUACAGUAUCCGAUGAGAGCUACAAGCCCAUACACGCUGAUGCAACAGCAGCAAGGAAUUAUGGGAUCACACAAUAUGAUUCCUAACCAAGCUGGCAUGGUUGGGACAGGACACCCAGGGGGUCAACGUGCAGGUAUGCAGCACCAGGAGGCCUGGGCACAGCAGCAGGGACCCAUGCAGGGCAGGAUGGGACCUAAUGCUGCCGCUAUGAGACCUAACAGCCAAUCAGGGCCAAGGCAAAUGUUACAAUCCAUGACGAAUGCUCAACCAGAGAUGGACAUAACAAUGGUUGGACACCAUUUCUCACAGCAGCAAGCUCCUCCCAAUCAAACUGCUCCUUGGCCUGAUAGUAUGAUGCCCAUCGACCAGACCUCCUUUGUCCAAAACCGGUCGGUGCAUCCUGCUUCCCAGGAGGAGCUUCUGUGUGGUCCAGGUGAAAGUGGGCCGGUGGAUGAGGGCGCACUGAUGUCCCAGUUGUACACUGCACUAAAAGACUUUGACGGUUUAGAGGAGAUUGACCGCGCACUCGGCAUCCCUGCACUGAGCCAGUCUAUAGAGCCGGAUCAGUUUACACAGGAUGCUGCCAUGAUGCUGGAGCAGAAGCCCCCGCUGUAUUCACAACAGUUUCCACCACAGUCCCACAUGGCACAGAGGGGCUAUCCCAAUAAUCCCAUGCAGGAGCCAGGCUUCCACCCCAUGCAAGGCCAGAUGGGUCAACGGCCAGGAUAUCCCAUGAUGAGAAUGCAGACGCGCCCUGGUCUGAGGCCUGCAGGAGUCCCCAACCAGCCCAAUGCACUACGGCUGCAGCUUCAGCACCGGCUGCAGGCCCAGCAGAACCGACAGCCCAUGAUGUCACAGAUGAGCGGUGUGUCCAAUGUCAACCUACCUCUUCGAGCGAGUGCUCCAAACCAGGGGACCAUCAAUGCUCAGAUGUUAGCCCAGCGCCAGCGUGAGAUGCUCAGUAAUCACUUGCGACAAAGACAGCAGCAGCAGGUUCAGCAGGCGCAGCAGGUGCAGCAGGUCCAACAGCAGAGGAGCAUGGCCAUGAGGGCUCAGGGUCUCAACCUGCCCCCCAACAUGGCAGCCGCAGGCAUGAGCAAUGCCAGGAUGCCACAGGCCAACCCCCAGCAGUUCCCCUACCCACCCAGCUACGGUACCAGUACAGGCCUGGCCUCACCACCUCCUCCCACCAGCCCCUUCUCCUCCCCUCUCUCCCCCAGCCUGCCUUCUCUGCCCCCCAACCCUCAGCUCCACAUGCAUGGCACCUCCUCUUCCUCCACCACCUCCUCCUCUCAGAUGUUGAUGGGAAAUACAAACAUGAUGGGCGGACAGUACGGGGCCGUACUCAGCCCCCAAAUGCAGCACAGUGCCUUUCAGUUUCCCAACUCAGGUAUGAGCCAGCAGACGGAUGCCGGAUUUGGGGGUCCAGGCACACCUCAGAGCCCACUGCUCUCGCCACGUAUGACACACACUCAAUCCCCCAUGAUGCAACAGGGCCAAGGAAACACUGCCUACCAGGGCUCCCCUGACAUGAAUGGUUGGCCGCAGGGAAAUAUGUCAGGAAACAGCAUGUUCUCACAGCAGCAGUCCUCACCACAAUUUCCACAGCAAAACAGCAGCAGCAUAUUUAACGGCACCGGUAUGAACCCCAUGACCAACACCAUGGCGCCCGGUGCCAUGAGCGCCCUGGGGCAGAUGAGUGGCACGUCGAUGGGCUCUGGUCCCUCCCCAGGGCUGCCCUCUAUGGGCCAAGAGCAGAAGUACUGUUGA
Molecule: messenger RNA, 5514 nt
Organism: Knipowitschia caucasica
Lineage: Eukaryota; Metazoa; Chordata; Actinopteri; Gobiiformes; Gobiidae
Source: the annotation of a GenBank genome assembly